UAUAAAAUCAUUUGGCUCUCCUUCGUUUGGAAUUUGUGCAUUUGUAUUUUGUUCAUUCCACAGCCAUACGUUGACUUCGAAACUCAUAUAUGUUGCUUCCAGAGAUCGAUCAUCGUUCAUCUUAUUCUUCCUAGAAAAAAUGGAAUCUGAAGCACUGAUAUUGGGAGACAAACUGAUACUGAGGGGAUUGUCAUUCUAUGGUUUUCAUGGAGCAAGGCCAGAAGAAAGGACACUGGGCCAGAAGUUCAUGGUUGAUAUUGAUGCUUGGAUGGAUCUCACCCCAGCUGGCAAAUCUGACCACUUAUCAGAUGCUGUUGAUUACACACAAAUAUUUGAUAUAGCUAAGGAAGUUCUUGAAGGGUCACCUCACAACCUUCUGGAGUCACUGUCCCAAAAAAUUGCAGUUACUACUUUGAGAAAUCAUAAACAAAUAUCUGCUGUAAGAGUGAAGAUUAUAAAGCCUCAUGUGCCAGUCGAGGGUCAACUUGAUUGCUUAGGGGUUGAGAUACUUAGACGCAGAAGCGAUUUGCCAUACUAGAACUUUCAUAUCUACAGCUUCUGUCGUAUUUAUUGUUCUCAUUUUGUUACUUUGUGUGUCCACCAUUUCCACCUCAGUUGUGUCUUUUUUUUCUGUUUUCCUUUUUCUUACUUUUCGUCUGUUUGAAGUACCUCUCUUUGCCGUUUGAAUCAAGAGAGAAUGCAUAAAUAAGUACCUUUUUUUUUACUUAAUUGAAAAAAAAUAAAACAGGCCGGCUCUGAGCCUUAAUUUCAUGGGCCA
Molecule: messenger RNA, 778 nt
Organism: Cajanus cajan (pigeon pea)
Lineage: Eukaryota; Viridiplantae; Streptophyta; Magnoliopsida; Fabales; Fabaceae
Product: dihydroneopterin aldolase 2
Biological process (GO): folic acid-containing compound metabolic process
Cellular component (GO): cytoplasm
Molecular function (GO): dihydroneopterin aldolase activity
Source: RefSeq, a predicted model, not a curated record